This is a messenger RNA of Notolabrus celidotus (New Zealand spotty), 9518 nucleotides long. RefSeq names its product ataxin 1a (gene atxn1a). The record is from RefSeq and is a predicted model, not a curated record. The coding region runs from base 990 to 3401 and encodes 803 amino acids. Lineage: Eukaryota; Metazoa; Chordata; Actinopteri; Labriformes; Labridae. The transcript has 5 exons. Gene Ontology annotation, biological process: nervous system development; negative regulation of transcription by RNA polymerase II. Gene Ontology annotation, molecular function: protein binding; RNA binding. Gene Ontology annotation, cellular component: nucleus.
CUCUCUCUCUCUCUGGAGGUGGGGGCAGAGAGCUAUUAGCUGUGCGCUGCAAACAUCAUUAGGAGGGGAGACGCUUUCCACCGUCAGCGCCUGCCGGAGCAGAGCAGGGGAGCCCUGGCAACAAGGAGAGACACAAACUCUGCAGCCCGUUACACCCAACAGGAAUGGUGACAUCACCUGCAGACACACGGACGUGGACAGACGGCGCAGACACCUGGAACGCUUCCCUCCCAUUGGUGGAGAGAUCCAGACUUCACACCAGAAACUGCAGCUCCAGGCGGAUAUCAGCUCUCAACUGAACAGCAGGCUCCACCUACAAGUAGCUCUACCUCCUCUGCUCAGGGAGUGCUGAGUCCCUGAGUCACCACACUGCAUUCUGGGAAAGUCUGGAACCCUCUCCAUGGGCUGUACCACCUGCUGACAAACCAGGGGGGUCUGGAGGAACUGUGUUGAAUGAGGAUUGUGCUGGGUGUCGGCAGGCUUGCUUUUGCAGGGAAAUGAUUCCGCAUGAAGUGCGGCGCACUCGGCCCCCCGUCGUUCUCGGCGGCAGCAGCAGGUGUGACGUCGUGACUCUCUCCCCUACCACACUGAGCUCACCCUUCAGCCGCUAAAGACCCCUGGACCAAACAGACCGCCCUACCCCUCCCCACUAACUCCCCUCCCCCUUGCCUCCAUAUCUUCAUCUCCAUCUUUAAACCUCCCUCACCUGCUUGUUAGGGCCUGGAUUUUCUUUGAUAUCUUAAAAGACCGUUUUCAAAGACCUCUGCUGAACUGGACAGAGAGCGAGAGAGAGGAAGUAUUGGAAAAGUUAAUUUAUAGCUAAUUAAAGUGAGAUACGAGGCAGAUCUUCAAAAGUGAGAACAAAAGAUAAGGAGGUGAAAAAAGAAAGUGUAAGAAAGGGAACAUAAAAGAGAGAAAAGGCUACAGAAGUCCAAAAGUUAAGGAAAGAUAACGAAAGUACGGUUGAGAGGACCUGAAGCAAAGUCAGCAUGAAGUCAAACCAGGAACGCAGUAAUGAAUGUUUGCCCCCAAAGAAGAGGGAGAUCCCCUCGAGCACGUUAGCAUCUGAUAACCGCUCACCCACAAUACCACCCGCCAGCGACAGCCAGCGCUCAGAGAACUUGGCAUGGCUUGCCAGUGUGGCUGGUGGGAGUGAAAGUGGCAUGGGUGGGCACAGUAGCUCCAGUCAAUCUGACGGACCCCAGUAUAAAUCCUUCUUUUCCACAUCAGACUCUUCAUCCUCCUCUCUGAGGCUAGUUUCAUCUCUUCCUACAGUGUACACAUCCCCCCUGUCACAGUCCACAGUUGGAGGAACUGUCCAUUACACCCAGCUGCCUCCCAACCUGCAAUUCAUAGCCUCACCCUACCCUACACCAUACACAGGCUACAUCUCCCCUCAACUGCUGCCACCCCCUCCUCCACCCCCACCCCUUUCUUCCUCAUCCUCCUCCUCCUCUUUGGCUGCACAGAGAUCCUUGCACAUGGAGUCAGUCUCGGCUUCAUCGCAUGCCUCCAAACACGACCAGCAGAGAAUAUCCACAGGACGUACCUCCAUGCCUCCACCUCCCACAGAUCUCACCCCCCACCAUGUUCAAAUGUCAACCUCCCCACGGACUGUGCCGUCGCCUCAUCACCAAGGAGGCAUUCACCUUCCUCCCCAGUCCCUGCAUGCCCACCAUUCUUUAGGACAUGGUUUGUCCCAGGUUGUAGUGCAGUACAUGGAUGGACACACCAGGAAAGAGGAUGGUGGCUCCAGAACCAGAGAGCUGCAUAAUGGAGAGCUGGAAAGGGGUCGUCGGUUUGGAGCAUCCCCUGAGUCCAGCCUCUCCAAACCCGGGAGCAAAUCGCGGGAUUCCACUUCUUCUUUGACCUCCUACGAGGCCCGCCACCUGGUUCUACCAUCAGACUACUCUACUCAUGAUCCCUCAGGGCUGAGAACAUCUGUCAUGCUAAUGCCCAACAGCCAUAUAGACCAUCAGAUGGUACCACCAAGACACAGUCAUGACAAACUGACAACCCAUGCCUCCACACAUGUGGAGAAAGGUGGCAUCCUCCUGGGCAAACCUGUCAGUCGAACACCAACCUCGUCCAACUCCUCCUCCUCUUUUACGUUUCCACCACCAUUGAGUGUCAACAGCUUGAAAGCUGCUGUCAGCUCUCUAUCCCCCCAGACCGUUAUCCAGACCACCCAUAAUGCAACAGAGUCUCUAUCAAUGGGGCUCCCUGCCACUAGUAUCUACCAACAGCCACCCAUCAUUGGUUACAUUGCAGGCAGUGGGGGCCAGCAUGCGCCAAUCAGCUACCACACUGGCCUACAACAACACUUACUCAUUCCUGGCUCCCAGCCGGUCAUUAUCCCUGUUAGUGGAGGCGGAGUCACCACAUUGGAAUCUGUAACCUCCCAUGUAACAUCGUCCACCCAAGCUGCACCAUUUCCCACCACACUCCCACACACGUACAUCGCCCCCCCUGGCCCCAAAGGAGAAACUCUAGAAACCCACAGCGGCUCGUAUCACCAGGCCACUUCAGGUGCAGUUGUCCAAGCCCAGUUUCAUCUCCCCAUUGUUCCUGCUCAACCAGGGCUGGCCGCUUCCUCUGCUCCUCCUCAAACAUCGAGUACAGUGGUUCCACCCUCUAUGCCCCCAUAUUUCAUCAAGGGUUCUAUCAUCCAGCUGGCUGAUGGGGAACUGAAACGUGUGGAGGAUCUGAAGACUGAGGACUUUAUCCAGAGUGCCGAGAUCAGCAGUGAGCUGAAGAUUGACUCGUCCACAGUGGAGCGCAUUGAAGGGAGCCACACCUCACCCAACUUUGCUGUGGUUCAGUUUUCUGUUGGUGAGCACCGUGCACAGGUGAGUGUGGAGGUCUUGGUGGAGUACCCCUUCUUUGUCUUCGGCCAAGGCUGGUCUUCAUGCUGCCCCGACCGUACCACCCAGCUUCUGGAGCUGCCCUGCACCAAGCUCUCAGUGGGCGAUGUUUGUAUCUCUCUCACCCUCAAAAACCUGAGGAACGGAUCUCUAAAGAAGACUCAGCCCCUGGAGCUGGGCCCCCCUGCCUCCGUCCCAGCCCUUAGCCACAAACCCCACAGAGCCGGCUCAGACGCUCCCCAAGGCUGCAGUGGAGGAGGCUCCAGGCACAGCGAGCGAGAGAACGGCAUCAGCCAGCGGGGGAAAGGUGUAAGUGGGAACGGGAGAGGAGGAGGCACAAAUGUGGAAAAUGGGGAUCUCGGCACAGAGGCCGGCUCCAGUAAGCCAUCGGGCAGCAGGAAGCGGAGAUGGUCGGCCCCUGAGGGUCGAAAAGUAGAAAAAUCAGAGGAGGAGCCACCUUUGACCCUGCCCAAACCUUCCUUCAUCCCUCAUGAGGUGAAAGUCAGCAUUGAGGGAAGGUCGAAUAUUGGCAAGUGAAGGCCAGCAGGACUUAAAAAUCCAUUGGAACAUGGAAACAAAAUGUAAGAGGACUCUACAAAAACAUGAAUGCCCACAUUAAUGUCUCAUUUGUCUUGGUUUUAAAGUUUUCCUUUUUUUAUUUUUCUAUCUUGAAUACUGUACUGUAGAGGUAAAUCUACCCUACAUGGUGUACCCUUACAUGAAGUCCAUGUAGUCUAUAACACAUUUUUUAUAGGUCGAUUUGAUAUCACACAAGCAAUCAGUGCCGUUUUGGAGGUUUUCAUGAGAUGAAAGAUUUGUAAGGGGUGCUUAAUGUUAAGUGUUGGCUGUGUGGCACCCACAAGCAAUGCUUGAUGGCUCUUCCUGGCUGGCUACACAUAAUGUAAGAUGCUAAUUCAAUUAGCACACAGUUAGCUUUUACUCCCUGUGCACUUCUAGUGAUCCUGUCUGGAUGGAAAUAUUUCCCCACCACAAGAAGUGAUGUGAUAUCAGCUGAGCCUGAGCGUGUAGGAUUUGCGGCUAAAUCAUAACAUUUUUGAUUUUCUAAACCAGACUGGAGGUUGGAAAAACAUCAUUCUCCUUGUCUUGAGAAUAAUCAAACCUAUUGUGUUGUCGCAGUGUCAUCAGGGUGUGCCAGAACUCGCCAGUGAUGUCAUCAGGUGGUGCCAGUGUGCCCCACAAAAAAGGAGGGAACAACAUUCACUCUGAUCAGUUUGACACAGCCGAGUCUUUACUUCUCUUUUGCUUUUUAUUUUUUAACCCUUCAUCUUCUAUCUCGCAGAUAGUUGUUUUCAAUGAUUGUCAAAAAAAACUUUAAUCAGGGGUCAUUUAGUCCAUGAAUGAACCUAUAUGUGGGUCAAUGUUAAUGUAUACAAUGUGAGAUACCCUAACCUAACACAUACAAGUGCAAACACACUGGGUUGGCAAGCUUCACUUCAAGAGGAAGACCUCAUACAAUCCUUGUUGUUUUUGGAUGAAUUGCUUUAUAUUUUUUUAUUGAGAUUAGAAAAGGCUGCGUGAGAGGAACCGAGAAGAUUCUGCGUUUCAGUUCUGUGAGGGUCAAAAUGUUUCAAAGCACUAAAAAAAAAAAAAUACCUGUCACACUCACCAUACAGCCGAGAAUUUUUUGUCUCUUAAUUCACGCAGUACUGUAUGUUUUUAGAUUUUUUUUUGUACUUAGCAAGUAGGUGGAAAGUAGCAACAGCACUUUGGAGAGGUGAAGAUGUUGACAAAGUUGCAGGAGUGGAUGUGCCAUGGGAUCACAAAGAAAGGGAUGAUUUUGGCAGGUAUAAGUAGACGGUUAGAGGACAAAAAAAUUGUGAUAAAAGGAAUUAAAAACAUGGCUGUUUUUAAAGCAUGUGCUUUUGUACAGCUGGCAAGCCAAGCAAAAGUCGUGGGAAAAGUGUUGAAAUGUGUUUUGAAAGUUUGGUUUCAAACGAGGAAAAAGGCUUGGAAUAAAUCCCGAUGAUGUUGGAACUAGACUGAGAACAUUAGUUUAGAAGCUCGCGCCACAGAGUUUUGAAGGGUGUCAUAUAUUUGUAACAUAUGUGUGCUAGAGUGCGUGAUUCAGGCUUGUGUCUGUCCAGUCAUACACACACACACACAUGCGCGUGUACACAAACACAAAGAAGUACAUCACACAUCAUAGGUUUUAUCGUUUCAGGGAUGGUCUGUUAUUGUCGACGCUUGUUGACUGACAUUGGAUUAAUGCACACUGCGAACAGUGCAUUGUGUUUGUGUAUGUGUGUGUGUGUGUAUGAGGGUUUGUAUACUGUGUAUAAGAAAAGGAAAUACUCAUAUGAUAUGUAGACAGUGCUAAAUGUCCAGUGUUUCCACUUGGAGUGGUACUUAAGAGAAUCUUGCAAUUUGCACAUCAGGAGGAGGGAGAAAAAGGCGGAGACGUCAUUUUUUUAAAUGAGCCCUAGACCACGAAACACACUGGAGGUGAGCAGGGUUAUUAUGUUCCUCGACGGGCACUCGUCACAUUGUAGAGGAGAUGUUUCUAUGGCGACACAGUUAAGGUCAAAUUACUUUUGAGUUUUUUUUAACACAACCAUAGAUGAAACUAGGAUUUUAACAUGUGCCUGCCUACUGACUUUCUUGACCUAAGUUAGGGUUAUACCAAUUAUCAUUCAUCACUUUUCCUGCUGUUGGAACCAGGGUGGCAGGGUCUAGGAUUCAGUUUUGAACACAGCCUGUGCUCUCAGCAAGCUUAUCCAUGUUUUUCUUUUCCAAAGAUGAAGCAGUUACCUCAACAGAUAUGCUUGACUUGAGACCCUGACAUUUGUAGCUUUGUAUGCUAAACUUUAAAGAUCUUCACAGAUUGUUUUGCAUGUGAACACCAGAUUUUUUGUUGUUUUUUCAAAGUUCAAUGUGAAGUGUGCACAAACUAAUGACCCUUUGAUUAUACUUCUCAAAAAAUCUGAACUUUUUCUCUAACAUUAUUCGGGAGGUUUUGUUCUCAAAUUGGUGGGAAAAAUGGCAUCUUCCAAGCAUAUCUGUUGAGUUUUCUACUCAGCCUGUGGAUAGCAGGGUUUAAGUUUGUAGUUGGCGAUGUCGUCAAUUGCCACUAAGAAGUGGAUGGGUUGUAUUUUCCUCCCCCUGAUAAUAUUAGCUGUGUGGCUGUAGUUUACCAGGGUGAUGGCAGGAUGGACAUGUGCUCAGAUGGAUGAGGAAUGGAUGGAUAGGUGGUUAAGUAAUGGGCAGAUUCACAGUGACAGUGAGGUAAUGAGGAAACCCCAAAUGAGAUUUGAAACUGCUUUGUAUUUUGUAUAAUAAAACAGGGUUUUUUCAGAUCAACUUCAUCACAGGAGUUAAUUUUCUUUUUUUUCUUUUCAUCUUGGAACAACAUGAUCAUGAGUUGUACAAAUAGCAGAAUGUAUGUGCACGUUUUGUAAAGUUAUGUUUGUGUGGCUGUGUGUUUUGUAAAUGAAUGUUUUGUACAUGUUAAAUUUUUGUCCAAGCCCCUUUCCAACAUUUUUUUUUAAAGCAGAACAAAAUCAUCAGCCACUCAAAAAACAAAAAGUUUAGCCAAAGCUGAGUGAUAUUUUUCACUAUGGUUACUUUAGAAAGCAAUAGUAGGAAAAUAUUCUGGCACUCAUGUUGUGUAUUAGUGGAUUACACACACACAGACACGCACUCUCAAACACACAGUCAUUCCACUUAAAUUUGCAAUAAACAUUAAGUAAUCAUCAUUUAGAGUUAUGAUAGAAACAGCUCUUCUUUUCCACAAACCUAAAAACAAAGACUCGCCAUCUCACCAGAAAAUGUUUUUAUUCGCUAAUCUAAUUAGCCUCAGCUAACACUUUUCCCCUUAUCACAAAAAAGAUCGCAGUUGCAGCACAUGUUGCUAGUUUUCAGGGAAGCUUCUUCUAUAUGCAGUAAAUGAAAUAACCCCAUAAAACCUCCACGGUCCCAGCUGGUCAGAGGAAUAACAAACUCUGUCCUCACACACAGCUGAAGUAACCAGCAGACGUUUUUGACUCCGCCCAGGUCUGCCUCUUUGCCACGACUCCUGUAGUGACCUCGUUAACGAUGUUUCAGGUACCCAAUCAUAGCCAGCCAGCCUCUCAAGCACCUCCUCCUGAGGCAAAGCAAUCGAUUAACCCUCAACAACCGUUAGCUACCUUUCAGUGCGGCCUGGUCUGGACCGCCUGUUCCCUCCUAAAGUCACAAAACUUUUUUUAUAUUCGAUCUCGUUUUCACUGCUAGCUCAUACAGGUGUUCUGCAUGCUUUAAUCCGAGACUUUGAUACGAAGCAAUCUGAAAUGUCAACACAUUGUGAAUGCAGUUGAGGGAAUGGCACAGCAGAACUAGGUUUUAAUAUUUUUCGAGGGUUUUGGGCUAGGUUUUAUUUUCUUAAGAUUAUCCCAAGUUUUUAUUCCCUUUGAGAUGUAUCACAAUGUGCAAUACUUACAUUUUGUUUUCCCCUCUAUCGCUGUGCCAAGUGUAUGUAGCAUAGUCCUACUCCUCCAGUAUCCCCUCCCAGUCAAAGGCUUGUGUAUUUGUCUGUCUGUUAAAAUGUGUAUCACAUCUUUAAAACAAGAGUCAGGACGUUUGUGAAGAGAAACAGAACCAACAGAGAGUUUGUUUGCACCCUUUUUUUCCCCUUAUGUCUGUGCGGCCUUUCUCAAUUUGAGAGACUGUGUCAUGUAUCCUCGGUGUGUGUGGUUGUGGUUGUGUGUCUGCGCUGUAUGUGUAGAGUGUGUUCAAAUGUGUAUGAGCGUCUGAGGGUUUGAGUUUGUGAUGUGUGUGUGUGUGUGUCUGUGUGUGUGUGUCUGUGUGUACUGGAGUGUUUCCUCCUCUAACUGUCUGUGAGAUCAUGAACCCUGACCCUCUUACGGUUCACGGUGAGACCCACAGAAAAAAAAAGAAACCUCAUUGCUAGUGGGGACCACUUUUUGUAAAAAAAAGAAAAAGAAAAUAAAACAAAAAAAAAAAAAAACCAACCAACAGAGAUGCACAUGUAAGUAGAUGUAAAAGACUUGAUAAUGUUUCAGCACUUUCUAAUCCUAGGACGGGCUCGGUCUAACCCCUCUGUCUCAGAUCGAAACCCUACCUGGGGGUAACAGUCAUUCAAAACAGACAGAGAGAAUGAGAAUGAAAAAAGGGGGUGCAUAGGGAUGAAAAAGAGAGAUGGUUUAAGUUAAAGUUUUUGCACAUCACCUCGCCGUAACCUUGUGUUUUUCUGUCUGUGCUCCAUCUCGCUUGGCGCCCGGCGCGUUCUUGGGUCCAACGAGCCGAGGUGUUGGGUGGUUCCUUGGUUCUUUUCUUCUAGGAAAACCUUUUCUCAUGGAAUGCAUCCCUUCUUUUGUUGUGUUUGGGUUUGUUUGGAACCUUUUCCACCCUACACCAACCUGACUGUGCGGUUAAAUAUUAGGUUUUGUUUUGUUCACAUUUGAAGUUGUAAUUUGGCAGAUGUGUCUGUAAAGAGUUCAGCACAGCUCGAUUUGGUCAUGCGGUGUGAAAACGGUGCAUAACAAACUUUAGCUUUUUUUGCAUUAUCUUUGGUGCAGGAGCUUUUUGUGUUUUUGGUCUCCUUGUAGCACUCAAUAUAAUGUCAGGGGACUUGAAACCUAUGUAGAGAAUGUGUCAUUGUUGUGUUUUUAUGACAAGCUUCCUCACCCGAGGAACACUGCUAAUGUUGUCUUUUUUUUUUUUUUAAUUGGCUUCUUGCACAGUUUUACAAAUAAAAUGAAUGUUGGUGUGUGAGCUUUGACUUUUGGAUCAGAAAAAAAGGCAUGUGUGCUCUUUGUUUCAUGAUGUUUGUACUUUCAUUUUCGCAAAAAAGGAUGUGUUUUUGGCACUUUGUCGUAUUUUAAAAGUGAACUGAAUUCGAUCAGGAUUCCUAUUUCUUUUUUUUUUUUCAUUUCUUUUUUUUUUUCAUUUCUUUUUUUUUUUUUUUCAUUUUUUUAUUGUAUGAUGUCGUCAAUGUCCAUAGCGCUGGAUAACCAACUCAGGCAGAAAGAAAAAAACUUGUAGAAGCCCAUGUAACAGUAUAGUUUCACCCCAAUCAAUUGACAUAGUGGGCUGUUUCAUAUGGGUUAUAAGAUAUGUAAAUUUAUUACAUAUUAUUUGAUAUAAUUAACAAAUGACUAUUAACUAUGAAUUAUUAUUAUGAUACUAUGUGUAUUUGCUGGAGACGGCCUGGAUUACUCUUCAGUGUACUUUGUUCUGCCUCUCUGUGCAAAGCGACAAACACUCAGCAGGGGACAGGCUUGUAUGUGUUGUGACCUCUGACCCCUGCCCACUGCCAUGGAUGGGGUGGAGGUUAUCUGUCAGCGGUGGCUUAUUUGACCCCUCCCACCCAGCCUCCUGUUCUGAACAGUUAGCCCUGAGGCUCUAACCAGUCUAGAUGUUUCUCUGUGACACCAAGAACUGAACUGAGACUUUUUUGGCCCUUGAGCAGAGAAGCGGACAUCAGCACAGAACUGCAUGGACAGUCUGGCCUGCAGGAGGCAGCAGCCGCAGAUCCCAGCCAACUUGUUUGUACUAUAAUGUACUCACCAAGUCCCUGUGUCUCACCACCCCUUUCCUCUAUAGCAAUGGAGAAACCCUGUUGGUGUAUGUAUUUGACAUCUGUACAAAUGCACCUCUUUGAAAAAGAAAAUGAAACCUUGACAUAUCUGGAAUAAA